AUGUCGUCGGGGGUGGCGCCCGCGAAGGAGUCCUUCGAGAAGACCUACAGGGUGGGGCACGUCUUGGGGAAGGGGGGAUUCGGGAUCGUGUACGCUGGGGUGAGGGCGCGGGACAAUCUUCCCGUCGCCGUCAAGCACAUCGCCAAGAACAGGGUCACCGACUGGGGCAAGUUGAACGGCCGUCGAGUGCCGUUGGAGCUGGCCCUGCUCACGGAAGUGGAGCGGAUCAACGGCGUAAUCCGCCUCCUGGACUUCUACGAGCGGCACGAUUCCUUCGUGAUCGUCAUGGAGCGCCCCGAACCCUCCCAGGACCUCUUCGAUUACAUCACCGAGAAGGGUUAUCUGGACGAGACCCUCGCCAGGCACUUCUUUAAGCAGGUCCUGGAGACAAUCAUCGCCUGCCACUCCGUUGGUGUCGUCCAUCGGGACAUCAAGGACGAGAAUCUGCUCCUCGAUCUGAAGACGCUAACCCUGAAGGUGAUCGACUUCGGGUCCGGUGCCUACCUGAAGGACUCCGUCUACACCGACUUCGAUGGUACUCGAGUGUACAGCCCCCCGGAGUGGAUCCGUUACGGGAGGUACAGAGGCGAAGAAGCGGCCGUUUGGUCGUUGGGGAUCCUCCUCUACAACAUGGUUUGUGGGGACAUCCCGUUCGAGAAGGACGACCAAAUCCUUCGUGCUCAACUACACUUCCGCAACCCCCUCUCACCUGAAUGCGAGGAUCUUAUUCGACGGUGCCUGAAGGUGAGGCAGACGGACAGGGUGUCACUCGAAGAGAUGAUGCAUCACCCGUGGUUUUUGAUGGACCUCAGCAAAUACUCCAAGAAGGCUAGUGGCGAAGGGGUGAACGGUGGGGCAGGAGUGGUGAGGGGAGUGGUGAUAAUGGAUAACCUAGCCGUGACGGUGGGUGGGAAGAGGGACCAUCACAUGACCCUGGACACAUCGUCGGCGUCGUCACAGGACUCGAUGUCCUCGCAAGGCUCUGUUUGA
This is a messenger RNA of Darwinula stevensoni, 990 nucleotides long. Lineage: Eukaryota; Metazoa; Arthropoda; Ostracoda; Podocopida; Darwinulidae. The record is from the annotation of a GenBank genome assembly.